Messenger RNA from Daldinia caldariorum, 2340 nucleotides. Its product is annotated as threonyl-tRNA synthetase. Bases 1 to 2340 code for a protein of 779 amino acids. Gene Ontology annotation, molecular function: threonine-tRNA ligase activity; ATP binding. The record is from RefSeq and is a predicted model, not a curated record. NCBI's taxonomy places the organism in Eukaryota, Fungi, Ascomycota, Sordariomycetes, Xylariales, Hypoxylaceae. Gene Ontology annotation, biological process: threonyl-tRNA aminoacylation. Gene Ontology annotation, cellular component: cytoplasm. The transcript is spliced from 7 exons.
AUGGCCGAAGCCGGUUCCGUGGAUGUCAGAAAGGUCGUAGUUGGUGGACCGAAGCCUUCAAAGAAGGACAAGAAGAGCAAAGGAGCCGCCGAAGAUGCUAUCUCUGGUCCUCUCGAAAUGACGCCACCCCCCGAUUUCCUCAAGACACGUCUCGAAUUAUUUGAUCGUCUCAAGAAAAAGUAUGACGAAGACAUUGCCAAGCGACCGCGAGAGCAAAUUACAAUUACCCUACCCGAUGGCUCUAUUAAGAUAGGGACGAGCUGGGAGACAACCCCCGGUGAGAUUGCGAAGGGUGUGUCGAAUAGCUUGUACAAACGCUCUGUCGUUGCUAGAAUAAACGGAGAAAAACUGUGGGACUUGGAGAGGCCCUUGGAACAAAGCUGUAAACUCGAACUGUUAACUUUCGACGAUCCUAAGGGAAAGGAAGUGUUCUGGCACAGCUCAGCUCAUAUCCUCGGUGAAGCAUGCGAAAGGAGAUUCGGCUGCUCCCUCUGUAUCGGACCCCCGAUUGACGAUGGUUUUUACUAUGAGAUGGCUCUACCAGGUGGAGCUGCUGUCCAGACAAGCGACUGGGCACCACUGGAGCGUAUUGUUGGAGACAUCGUCAAAGAGCGACAGCGAUUCGAACGUCUCGAGAUGACUAAGGACGAGCUUCUCGAAAUGUUCAGCUACAACAAAUAUAAGCAACACAUCAUAUCCACCAAGAUUCCCGAUGGCACCUCUACCACAGUAUACCGCAAUGGCCCCUUGAUUGACCUUUGUCGCGGGCCUCAUGUACCUGAUACGGGCCGUAUAGAGGCUUUCUCCAUCAUGAAGAACUCGGCAUCAUACUUCUUAGGUUCCCAGGAGAAUGACUCGCUCCAGCGUAUUUAUGGCGUUUCUUUCCCGGACAAGAAGAAGAUGGCGGAACAUAAAAAAUUCUUGGAGGAGGCAGCCAAGCGAGAUCACCGUAAACUCGGUAAAGAGCAAGAACUUUUUAUGUUUCACGAGCUCUCCCCUGGCUCGGCCUUCUUCUUGCCUCAUGGCACGAGGAUCUAUAAUACCCUCCUAGCAUAUCUUCGUGACCAGUAUCACAAACGUGAUUACCAAGAAGUUAUUACUCCCAAUAUUUUCAACUCGGAGCUUUGGAAGAUGAGCGGACACUGGGAUUAUUACCAGGAUGAUAUGUUUGUCAUAGAUUUGGAUAAGGAGAAAUGGGGCCUGAAACCCAUGAACUGCCCAGCCCAUUUCCUCAUGUUUGCUCAUAGUCCUAAGGUAUACAGCCAGUUGCCCUUGCGUCUUGCUGACUUCGGUGUCCUGCAUCGAAAUGAGGCCAGCGGUGCCCUAUCUGGUCUUACUCGCGUCCGUCGUUUCCAGCAAGACGAUUCCCAUAUAUUUUGCCGUCUUGACCAAGUUACGAGCGAAAUUACCGACUUGUUCGAUUUCCUAUCCGAAAUGUAUGGCCUUCUGGGAUUUACCUUCAAGCUUCAACUAUCCACGCGCCCUGAAAAGUUCAUGGGCCAAAUUGAAACUUGGGACAAGGCAGAGAGCAUGCUUAAGGAGGCCCUUGAUGGGUUUGCUGCCGGUCCCAAUGGUGUUUCAUGGACUCUUAAUGAGGGGGACGGCGCCUUCUAUGGACCUAAGAUCGAUAUCAAGAUCUUAGACUGUUUGAACCGAGAGUGGCAAUGUGCUACCAUUCAACUUGACUUCAUGGGCCCCGAGAAUUUUGGUCUCGAAUACGUCACGGCUGAGACGCACGCUGCGAAACCUAAGCAGGAAGAACCUACCGCGAGAGCCAAAGCAAGCGAAGUCCAGCCAGUCAGUGCUGCUGCUGCGGAUGCGGGCACAGAGGGGGCUGGGGCGAAACGAGAACGGGUAAUCAAACCGUUGAGUCCCGGUUGCGCACGCCCGGUGAUUAUUCAUCGCGCCAUGGCCGGGUCUAUAGAGAGAUUCAUGGGCAUUCUCAUCGAGCACUUUGCAGGCAAGUGGCCUUUCUGGCUGAGCCCGCGUCAAGUGAUGGUCAUUCCAGUUGGAAUGGGAUUCGUGUCAUAUGCACAGGAAGUUAGGGAUAUCCUCAAGAAGGAGAAGAUAUACGUCGAUAUCGAUACUAGUGGAAACACGCUCCCCAAAAAGGUGCGAAGCGCACAGCUAGCACAGUAUAACUUCAUAUUCGUGGUUGGAGACGAGGAAAUGAAAGGCCGACAAGUAAAUGUGCGUUAUCGGGACGACACAUCGACCCAGGACCGGGGUAAGCCUGUGUCUCUGGAUGAGGUGGUCACGAAGUUACGGGGACUACGGGCCGACCGAGGCACAUACAAUCCAUUCCCGCCCGAGAAACAUGCAGAUAAGACAGCAGCGUGA